AUGGCCGUAGCCGAAGACAAGCGGAAGUCCGUGCUGAUCACAGGAUGCUCUCCCGGCGGCAUAGGAAACUCGCUUGCCCGCGAGUUUCAUCGGCAUGGCCUUCGCGUGUUCGCUACAGCCCGAGAGGCAGAGACGAUUGAAGACUUGGCAGCACUUGGAGUCGAGACCUUGAGCCUAGUCGUAGAUGACGAGGACAGCAUCCGACAAUGCUUUGCGGAUGUGAAAGCAAAGCUCGGAGAGAAGGGACUGGACUACCUUGUCAAUAAUGCGGGCCGAAACUAUACCGUGCCGGCAAUGGAGGUUGAGCUUCCCGAGGCACGCGCGACCUUUGAAACGAAUUUCUUUGCCGUGAUAGCCAUGUGCAAAACCUUCCUUCCGCUUCUUAUGGAGGCCAAGGGGACCAUUGUGCAGAUUGGGUCUAUCGCCGGGAUAAUCCCCUACGUAUUCGGGUCCGUGUACAACGCCUCCAAAGCGGCCCUGCACUCAUUCAGCGACUCCUUACGCGUGGAGCUUGCGCCGUUUGGUGUGAAUGUGACAACUGUGGUGACGGGGGGAGUGCAAUCUCGGAUCGCUCGUGUCCAACGCACAUUGGCACCCGGGUCGAUCUAUGCUCCGAUUGAGGACGAGUACGAUCGGCGCGUGACCCAUAGUCAGGAUGGCGCGAUGCCACACGCUUCAUACGCCCGGAGUGUUGUCAGGCAGGUUUUGUACGGAUCCGCACCAUGGCGUUGGAUUUGGCCAUGGGCGCAAGGGCGGAAACACUGGAUCUGGGAAGGUAACAAAAGCUGGGUGAUUUGGUUCCUGGUAGGAGGAUGGGCGUGGAAUGGCUUGUUUCAGAGUGUUAUGGUACGGAUGUUCCAACUUGACAGGCUGAGAAAUUCUGCUGGGUGAUGCCGUUCAUGUCUUGCUGCAUUGAUGCCCUCGGAGGUUACUAUUCCAUGACAUUUGCUGUAUCCAAUCUGGCGAACCACAAGUAGGAGUUCUAAAGCAACGGAGCACGAGUAGUACCGGCGCCGUUCCGUGAUAUUCCCGUGCUGCUGAAUCAUCCCGAGACGCACGCUGG
Molecule: messenger RNA, 1063 nt
Organism: Aspergillus heteromorphus CBS 117.55
Lineage: Eukaryota; Fungi; Ascomycota; Eurotiomycetes; Eurotiales; Aspergillaceae
Product: SDR family oxidoreductase
Exons: 6
Coding region: 1-891 (296 amino acids)
Biological process (GO): triglyceride catabolic process; phosphatidic acid biosynthetic process
Cellular component (GO): lipid droplet; endoplasmic reticulum
Molecular function (GO): triacylglycerol lipase activity; acylglycerone-phosphate reductase (NADP+) activity
Source: RefSeq, a predicted model, not a curated record